AUGCUCGAGGACUCAGUGGUGACUCGGAGGAUGAUCCCGCAGAACUUCACCACCUCUGACGGCGAGACGCACGAGAUUCUGGUCCUCGAGGGCUUCGUCCCAGAAACCGAGAUCAAACGCCGAGCUGACUUUAACGUCGACACCUGGCACAAGGACAGAGACAACCAGGACCGUUGCCUGGCCAGUUCGUUCAACGACGACACAGGCCCUCAUGCGCCCACCACGGGCCGCUACAUUGCCGUCAUGGAGUGGGCGGCAAGUAACUCCGGGUACUUCCUGACGACGUGGGUCAAUCACGUCGGCGGCAAGUGGCCGAGCCUGGUGUCGAGCGAGAAGUCGGGCACCACGGCUUGCCACUUCCGCGUCAACCACUCGGCCAACUCGGGAUACGUCGGCAACACGGACAUCCGCGACAUCGUACGCGACGCUCUGGCCAAGUUCAGGCGCCAGACUGGCGGAGCGGAGCGGCUGCGCGCCUAUGGCACCGCUGGGUGCGAGGGCACCCUUGUGAACGACGGGCGUAUGGCUAUGCGCUGGAGGAUCGACUGA
Messenger RNA from Microdochium trichocladiopsis, 549 nucleotides. RefSeq lists its product as uncharacterized. The transcript is spliced from 2 exons. The record is from RefSeq and is a predicted model, not a curated record. Lineage: Eukaryota; Fungi; Ascomycota; Sordariomycetes; Xylariales; Microdochiaceae. Bases 1 to 549 code for a protein of 182 amino acids.